Messenger RNA from Cynoglossus semilaevis (tongue sole), 10994 nucleotides. It is a transcript of the gene scn8aa, whose product is annotated as sodium channel, voltage gated, type VIII, alpha subunit a. NCBI's taxonomy places the organism in Eukaryota, Metazoa, Chordata, Actinopteri, Pleuronectiformes, Cynoglossidae. Gene Ontology annotation, molecular function: voltage-gated sodium channel activity. The record is from RefSeq and is a predicted model, not a curated record. The transcript has 26 exons. The coding region runs from base 2040 to 7544 and encodes 1834 amino acids. Gene Ontology annotation, cellular component: plasma membrane; voltage-gated sodium channel complex. Gene Ontology annotation, biological process: membrane depolarization during action potential; sodium ion transmembrane transport; neuronal action potential.
AGUGCACGCCCCUGUGUUCCUAAUAGAUUUGGAAAAUCCCUUAGACAACUUCAGCAAAUCUUUAUGUAAUCCCCUCUAUAUAUGUACAUAUAUACAUAUAUUUAUACAUGUAUAUUAUAUAUGUGUGUAGUGUGUAUAUGUAUAUAUAGUCAGGCACACAUAUCCCUACAGAUACACUGGUGCCUACAGCCCUGUGGAAAUGCCUGCACUGACAAACUCGGCCCACUGCCGGGCCGCUCUCCUUUUCUUUCAUUUGGUGUGAAAUGAUCUUGAGGCAGUUUUGUGUCCAGGGUCUGGUGCAGCCUCGGCACUGAUUCCUGCAGCCUCCCUUUCUCUCCCCCCUCCUCUCUCUCUCUCCCCUUUCUCCUUUGUGGUCCACUCUCCGGUCUUUGGAGGCUGCAGGCCUAAAUGACCUUUACGAUUUGGUGAAACGCACUUGCCGACACUCCCUCACAUUUUGCUGAGAGUCAUCAAUUAUGCAGGGAAGCUGAGGGGGGAGAUAGCAGCAACAAUAUGGCGACAACCGCAGUUUCUCCCCAAUCUGCUCCACAUCUGCAGUCCUGCCAGUCGGCUCUGGAUUCCUUCUAACGCUUGCAAAGUGAGUAUUCCUGCUUUUUGGCAUCGUGUGACAGCGAUCUGCGCGUGUUGUUGGGUGAGGGGAGGUUUUCUUUGCGUCCGUUUCCUUGCGUUAAUGUCGCAGAGCUGCACACCGCUGCCACCUUUUUUUUGGAGCGGGAUGGAAGAGGGUGUCUGCCGUUGCUGAGCAUCUGUCAGCUGGACUGGAGCCGAGGAAACCCGAUUUAUCAGUCGUUUCACAUCCAUGGCUCGGGAUUGACGCUGGAUUUACCUUUUUUUUCGUGAAAAUGUCAGAGGCAGGGAUCUGAUCUUUGCGGGAGAAAAUGCGCCUCGAAUAGGUUAGGCUUCAGGUAGGGCGCCGUCUGACUGAACCGGCCACAGAAUAAGACACAAAAACCAAACUUUUUUUUUUAUCUUAUGUUUUAUGUUUCAGUCUCUGUUUUGGGUUUUUUAUACCGAUCACUGACAGGACGAUGUGUUGGGCAAAGAUGCUGAUCCUAUAGCUGCUAACGUGGAUGGUACAAACCUAAAGACCUAAAGUAGCUGCAGGAUGAAAACAUGGCUGCACCCCUUCUUGCACCGCCAGGACCUGAUAGCUUCAAGAAGUUUAAUGUGGAAUCUUUGGUGGCUCUUGAGCAGCGCAUCAAUGAAGAGAAGAAGAGGAAGCCGCCCAAGCAGGACAGCAGCUACCGCGACGAUGAUGACGAGAACAAGCCCAGGCCCAACAGCGAUCUGGAGGCUGGGAAGAGUCUGCCCUACAUCUACGGGGACACCCCUCGAGGAAUGGUGGCGGUACCACUGGAGGAUCUGGACCCAUACUACCUGAACACUCAAAAAACAUUUAUAGUGCUAAACAAAGGGAAGACAAUCUUCCGUUUUAGUGCCACACCUGCCUUGUACUUCAUAAGUCCUUUUAAUCCAGUUAGGCGAAUAGCUAUUAAAAUUUUGAUACAUUCAUAUCCUUUCACCCAGUGUUGUUAAACUGUGACUGUCGCUGCAGAAAAAGCUACAGAUCCUCACUUUUAUACAGUCAGGAUGGUGAUGGUGGGGGGGGAGGGGUUAGUGGAGGUACCUUACAUGGAAGAGCAGACAGGAAGUCCAGCAGCGGCCAUUUUCUCAUUUAAUCCAAGUAAUGGCUUACACAAAUGAGUCAUCCUAAUCAGUGAAUGAGACCUCCUCCAAAAGUCCAUUAUGGUUGACCACUGAAACGUCCAACGGACUCCGACACACAGCUGACUAAAAUGACUGAGCUGGUCAGGACUUAGCACAGGCUAAAACUGUGAACCUCAGUCUAAUUUUAAAGCAAACAAAUCCCUACAACAGCCAUUACUGUCAUUAGUGAUCCUGUUUAGAGGAAAAUGAAAGGGAAAUUCAAGAAAAGGCGAGGUCAUGUGCAGUGUCCACAGAUUUUACAGACCUAGCAACUGUAGAUGUUUAAAACUUUGUGAUGUUUGUGAUUACUCAUGUUACACACAUUUUCCUUAACCUGCUGCUUCACUCUUUUCAGCAUGAUCAUUAUGUGUACUAUCUUGACCAACUGUAUAUUCAUGACCUUUAGUGAUCCUCCCGAGUGGUCGAAACAAGUAGAGUACACAUUCACAGGAAUUUAUACGUUUGAGUCUCUUGUAAAAAUCACGGCGCGAGGAUUCUGUAUAGACGAUUUUACAUUCCUUAGAGAUCCAUGGAACUGGCUGGAUUUCAUGGUCAUUUCCAUGGCGUAUAUAACAGAGUUUGUAAACCUAGGCAAUGUCUCAGCUCUGCGAACGUUCAGGGUGUUGAGGGCAUUGAAAACAAUUUCUGUAAUUCCAGGCCUGAAGACCAUCGUUGGCGCCCUGAUCCAGUCUGUGAAGAAGCUCUCGGAUGUGAUGAUCCUCACCGUCUUCUGCCUGAGCGUCUUCGCCCUCAUCGGCCUCCAACUCUUCAUGGGCAACCUGCGCCACAAGUGUGUGUUCUGGCCCAUCAACAUCACCGAGUCCAGUCUGGCCAACGGCAGCAAGGGCUUCGACUGGAACGAGUACAUCAUGAACAAGGAAAACUUUUACUUCCUGCCUGGCCAGGUCGAUGCUCUUCUCUGUGGGAACAGCUCUGACUCUGGCCGCUGUCCUGAAGGCUACACCUGCAUGAAAGCUGGGAGGAAUCCAAACUACGGCUACACCAGCUUUGACAGCUUCGGCUGGGCCUUCCUGGCUCUCUUCCGACUCAUGACACAGGACUUCUGGGAAAACCUUUACAUGCUGACCCUCAGGGCAGCUGGAAAGACCUACAUGAUCUUCUUUGUUCUGGUGAUCUUCGUGGGUUCUUUCUACCUGGUCAAUCUGAUCCUGGCUGUGGUAGCCAUGGCUUAUGAGGAGCAGAACCAAGCCACAAUGGAGGAGGCCGCUCAGAAGGAGGAGGAGUUCAAGGCUAUGCUGGAGCAGCUUAAAAAACAACAGGAAGACGCCCAGACCGCCGCCAUGGCCACCUCUGCGGGAACCGUGUCGGAAGACGCCGCGGAGGAUGAAGGAGGAGGACGUCUCUCGUGCAGUUCGUCCGAGAUGUCCAAACUGAGCUCCAAGAGUGCCAAAGAGCGGCGCAACCGUAAGAAGAAGUGGCGGCAGAAAGAGCAGGAGAAGGAGAAAGGUGACAGCGAGAAGUUUGUCAAGUCGGAGUCUGACGACGGCAGCAAGAGGAGCCGGUUCCGUUUCCCUGACAACCGUCUGGGUCGAAAGUCUUCCAUCAUGAACCAGUCCCUCCUCAGUAUUCCCGGCUCGCCAUUCCUCUCCCGCCAUAACAGUAAAAGCAGCAUCUUCAGCUUCAAAGGCCGUAAGGACAUGGGUUCAGAGAACGAAUUUGCCGACGAUGAGCACAGCACCGUCGAGGAGUGCGAGGAGCGCCGAGGCUCCCUGUUCAGCCCGUACCGGCGGAGGAGCUACAGCGGCUACCACGGCAAGAGGAACAGCACGGUGGAUUGCAAUGGCGUGGUGUCCCUCAUCGGCCCCGGGCCCGGUGGACGCCUUCUGCCUGAGCCGACUACUGAGGUUGAGGUGAAGAAGAAGCUGUCGGGCUCCCUGAUGGUGUCUGUGGACCAGCUCAAUACCUCCUUUGGGCGGAAAGAGCGGGCCAACAGUGUCAUGAGCGUCAUUACCAACACACUAGUGGAGGAACUGGAGGAGUCUCAGCGAAAGUGUCCGCCAUGCUGGUAUAAUUUUGCUAACACAUACCUGAUCUGGGAGUGCAGCCCUCAGUGGAUUAAGAUCAAGGAGAUAGUGAACCUGAUAGUCAUGGAUCCCUUCGUGGAUUUGGCCAUCACCAUCUGCAUUGUGCUCAACACUCUGUUCAUGGCCAUGGAGCACUACCCCAUGACCACUGACUUUGAGGAUAUGCUGUCUGUAGGAAAUCUGGUGUUCACGGGGAUCUUUGCAGGGGAAAUGCUUUUCAAGCUGGUGGCCAUGGAUCCUUACUACUACUUCCAGGAAGCCUGGAACUGUUUUGAUGGCUUCAUUGUGACGCUGAGUUUAGUGGAGCUGGCUCUGGCUGAUGUCGAAGGCCUGUCUGUGUUGCGGUCAUUCCGUUUGCUGAGAGUCUUCAAGUUGGCCAAGUCGUGGCCCACUCUGAACAUGCUGAUCAAGAUCAUCGGGAACUCUGUGGGCGCCCUGGGAAACCUGACUCUGGUGCUGGCCAUUAUUGUCUUCAUCUUCGCUGUGGUGGGCAUGCAGCUGUUUGGAAAGAGCUACAAGGACUGUGUGUGUAAGAUCGCCAUCGACUGCGAACUCCCCCGUUGGCACAUGAACGACUUUUUCCACUCGUUCCUCAUCGUCUUCCGGGUGCUGUGCGGCGAGUGGAUCGAGACCAUGUGGGACUGCAUGGAGGUGGCGGGUCAGGGCAUGUGUCUCAUCGUCUUCAUGAUGGUCAUGGUCAUCGGCAACUUGGUGGUGUUGAACCUGUUCCUUGCCUUGCUGCUGAGCUCAUUCAGUGCUGACAACUUGGCGGCGACAGACGAUGACGGCGAGCCCAACAACCUGCAGAUUUCUGUCAUGCGCAUCAAGAAAGGCGUCGCGUGGAUCAAAGUCAAGGUGAGGAUACUGGUGGCCAGCCUGCUGAAGAAGCCGCCCAUGGAGGACGAACAGAAGCCGCUGGACGACAUGUACGACAAGAAACUGAACUGCAUCGCUAAUCACACGGGGGUGGACAUCAACCGCGAUCUGGACUACGCCAAGAACGGUAACGGCACCACCAGCGGCAUCGGCAGCAGCGUGGGGAAGUACAUGAUCGACGAGGACCACAUGUCGUUCAUCCACAACCCCAACCUGACCGUGUGCGUGCCCAUAGCCGUGGGAGAGUCCGACUUUGAGAAUCUCAACACAGAGGACUUCAGCAGUGAGUCGGACAACGAGAACAGCAAAGAGCUGGAUGACACCAGCUCAUCAGAGGGCAGCACCAUCGACAUUAAACCAGAUGUUGAGGAGGUGGUGGUGGUUGAGCCGGUGGAGGAGUACAUGGAACCAGAGUCCUGCUGGACAGAUGCUUGUGUGGCCAAAUACAAAUGCUGUGACGUGGACAUCACUCUGGGCUGGGGGAAGAGCUGGUGGUUCCUGAGAAAAACCUGCUAUCUGAUUGUGGAGCACAACUGGUUUGAGACACUGAUUAUCUUCAUGAUCCUCCUCAGCAGUGGUGCCCUGGCCUUUGAGGACGUGUACAUCGAGCAGAGGAAGACCAUUCGGAUCAUUUUGGAGUACGCUGACAGGGUUUUUACCUACAUUUUCAUCCUGGAAAUGUUGCUUAAAUGGGUUGCCUAUGGUUUUGUGAAAUACUUCACUAACGCUUGGUGCUGGCUGGACUUCUUCAUCGUGGACGUGUCUAUAGUCAGCCUUGUAGCUAAUGCGCUGGGCUACUCCGAUCUAGGGCCCAUUAAAUCACUCAGGACACUAAGGGCCUUGAGACCCCUCAGAGCCUUGUCACGUUUUGAAGGGAUGAGGGUGGUAGUCAACGCCUUGGUGGGUGCCAUCCCUUCCAUUAUGAAUGUGUUGCUGGUUUGCCUCAUCUUUUGGCUGAUUUUCAGUAUCAUGGGUGUCAACCUUUUUGCCGGCAAGUACUACUAUUGUUUCAAUGAAACCGCCGAGCAGUACUUUCCCUUGGACAAGGUCAACAACAAGACGGAGUGUGUGGCCCUCAUGAACGACAACCACACCGAAGUCAGGUGGAAGAAUGUCAAAAUCAACUUUGACAAUGUGGGCGCCGGCUACCUUGCUCUGCUGCAAGUGGCCACAUUCAAAGGCUGGAUGGACAUUAUGUACGCUGCUGUGGAUUCCAGAGAGGUGGAAGACCAACCAGACUAUGAAGUCAACAUCUACAUGUACAUCUACUUUGUAAUAUUUAUCAUCUUCGGGUCCUUCUUCACACUGAACCUCUUUAUUGGUGUCAUCAUUGACAACUUCAACCAGCAGAAGAAAAAGUUUGGAGGUCAGGACAUCUUCAUGACAGAAGAACAGAAGAAAUACUACAAUGCAAUGAAAAAACUGGGAUCUAAAAAACCACAGAAACCUAUUCCUCGACCGCAGAACAAGAUCCAGGGAAUGGUGUUUGACUUUGUGACUCAGCAGGUUUUCGACAUCUCCAUCAUGAUUUUGAUUUGCCUCAACAUGGUCACCAUGAUGGUGGAAACAGACGAUCAGUCCAACGAAACUGAGGUCGUCCUGUACUGGGUCAACUUCAUCUUCAUCGUAGUGUUCACUACGGAGUUCCUGCUUAAGCUCUUUGCACUUCGUCACUAUUACUUCACCAAUGGCUGGAAUAUCUUUGACGUGGUCGUGGUCAUUCUGUCCAUCGUUGGUAUGUUCUUGGCUGACCUCAUUGAGAAGUACUUUGUGUCGCCCACCCUCUUCAGGGUGAUCAGGUUGGCUCGUAUCGGUCGUAUUCUCCGUCUCAUCAAAGGAGCUAAAGGCAUACGAACGCUCCUCUUUGCACUAAUGAUGUCACUGCCAGCCCUGUUCAACAUUGGUCUUCUGCUCUUCCUGGUCAUGUUCAUCUUCUCCAUCUUUGGCAUGUCUAACUUUGGCUACGUAAAGCACGGAGCAGGCAUUGACGACUUGUACAACUUUGAGACUUUUGGAAACAGCAUGAUCAUCCUCUUCAUGAUAACAACGUCAGCUGGAUGGGAUGGCCUGCUGCUGCCGAUCCUCAACUACCCACCAGACUGUGACCCCAACCUGGAGAACCCUGGUACAUCCGUGAAGGGAGACUGUGGAAACCCCUCAGUGGGAAUCUUCUUUUUUGUCAUGUAUAUCAUCAUUUCUUUCCUGAUUGUGGUCAACAUGUACAUUGCCAUCAUCUUGGAGAACUUCAGUGUGGCCACAGAGGAAAGUGCUGAUCCACUCAGUGAGGAUGACUUUGAGACCUUCUAUGAGAUUUGGGAGAAGUUUGACCCCACUGCCUCUCAGUUCAUCACCUUUGCCAAGCUGUCUGACUUUGCCGAUGCAUUGGAGCACCCACUUCGCGUGCCAAAGCCCAACACUAUAGAGCUCAUAGCCAUGGACAUGCCUAUGGUGAGUGGCGACCGCAUUCACUGCCUGGACAUCCUGUUUGCAUUCACCAAGCGUGUGCUGGGUGACAGUGGUGAGCUGGACAUGCUGAGGCAGCAGAUGGAGGAGCGAUUUGUGGCUGCCAACCCCUCCAAGGUUUCGUACGAACCCAUCACCACCACUCUCCGCCGCAAACAGGAGGAUGUCUCUGCCAGAAUUAUUCAGAACGCCUUUCGUGCUCACCUCAUCAGGCGCGGGAUCAUCUUCAAGCGCCACACUUUUACUAACAAUAAGCUCGAGAAUGGUGGGACCAACCAGGAGAAGAAGGAGAGCACACCCUCCACUGCCUCUCUGCCAUCGUACGACAGUGUGACCAAACCCGACAAGGAGAAACAGGAUGAUAACAAGGAGGAGUUUGCCAGGAAAGAGAAGGACAAAAACCAAAAAGAUGAGUGGGAAUCCAAGUGUUAGGGUUUAGUGACUCAAAUGUAAUAAAAACAGAGCAAAAUGAGACUCUGAGCCCAAACCCAACAAAUGUAGAAAAAGUGAUCAUUUGCAAGCAAGAAAAAAAACAAAACAACAAAAACAUAGACAAAAUGUUUACAGACUUGAAAACUGCUGGGGCAGCGUGGUCUCUGAAGUCAUCAAGGAUAGCUGAACCAAACGCAAUCAGUUUACCGUGGAACUUUUGCUGCAUAGCGACCAAGUUCAGAGAAAUGAGGAACAAACAUAAAGUGAAAAAAAAACAGUGACUAACGAAGUGUGCUGGCCAAUCACUCACAAUUCUUUGGGGACCAACUGCCAAGGCACAGAAGUCUCUGCCAGAUAAUUGGAGAAAUGCAAAAUCCCUGCCACCACCCAGUGUGGAUCCCCACAGCAGAGCUCUAAUGCUAUGGGACCGGAUCUCAGAGAUCCUGUUAGAACUGUGUUAGCAGUCUAAAUGAGGGUCUGAAACGCUGAGUUUACCAAGACAAUGAUAAUGAAACACACGUUUAGCUAGGAAUGAAACACUUGCAAGGAAGUGGGGGAAGGAGGGAACCCAGAACUGCAAACAAAUGUUUUUGGUUUUUUUUGGUUGUCUGUGCUGAGUAUAUUUGCAUCGAAACAUUAUUUGAGCAGCAAAAAAAAAAAAAAAAAAAGAAAGAAAAAUAUUACAUUUAGCCCAUGUCACUAGUCUUUUCAUCUCCUCUUUGUUAAACUGACACUUAGAAAAGGCAUUCUCUACAUGGGCUUUCACACUGACCAGGAUUGGGGUCAUUAGUCAUUGAUUUGACUUGGGCUGAAGGAGACUUGCUCAGACCGAGUUCCAGAUAACUAAUAAUUAUUGUGCUCGUUCAAUGCAUAGAAAUGACUUGCAUGAAGGCAUGUUUUGAUCAGGAAUCAUGCAUGAGUUAAUCAUAGUCCACAAGACACUUAAAUCUCAGGCCACUGCAGUGGUCUGGAUAGAAGGUUGAGGCUGUCCAACGGGAAAAUACAAGAGAUGAAGAUUUUGAAAAUACAUGCAUUUAGAAUAUGGAAGGGACUGAUAUUUGUGUGAUUCCAACCUUAGUAGUACUUUUUUCAACUGAUUUGGGGUUUUUAUUCAUCCCUUCAUUAAAUGUUCAGCUGAUGGAAGGAGGUAAGAACUCAGAGGUGAUGAUGCUGAUCAGAAUCAGACAGAUAGACACAGUUUUCCUGCUGCUGUUGGUGGGUUGUUGGAGUGUGUGAUUGUUAGGAAGGAAUCAAGAUAUUUUUUAUGUUGAUGAUGCACCAAUUUUAUGGGGCCAGGUUAAGGUCUAUAAAAAAUCUUCGAGGUUGCCAUUUUAUUAUUUAUUUACAUCCAUUAUAAAGUCACUUUUCUUACCAGAACCCUUGGCCAGGAGAACAGGUGAUGUUUCACGCCAAGGAACCUAUAGAUGGCACCAUUCCAGCUCUGAUGUGGUCAAUAGAUUUUUCACCUGCUGCCAAAUUCCCUGGAAAUGGGAUAUGAAUAGUUUUUGUAUUUUUUGCUAUUCGGUUUGGGCUGGUGGAAGAACAGACUGUAGUUGUAGAGAUUUAAUUCAAACACUUCCUGUUUGGUACUGUAUCAAAUCCAUAUCAAAAUUUUAACAGUGAUUGAUGUCUCAGAUGGAGCUUUCUGAAUGGCCAGCUUUUCUCCAGAUGAAGGGAGUGAUAUUACAAUCUCAGAUAAGGUGUUGAACAGUGAGGAUGGUGCUGACCAUCUAGAAACAAAGGAGCUAGCAUAGAAUUAUCACCAGGACAUGCCUUGUCGUGCCUAGCUAGUUUGAAAGAUGGACGGCCAUGAAGGACUUGCGUGUCCACGGAAACGUAUUGAUUUUUUUGUCUGAUGUCAGAGGGAGGUGAACAGCUGAUAAAUAACAGUACGACCGGACCAAUACAUAGGUGGCGCCCCUCCCUUCAGGGUUUUAGACCGACUGCCAUAAAGAACAAGAAGGAAACUCAAGCGAAGAGAGGAGCAGUGAUUUGGUCUGAGUCAGAGUGCUGAAAGUCCCAUGUUUGUCAGUGUAUCAUUGUGCUUUUGUGGGACCUCGCGAACACUGUGUGGUGUUGGACCCAGACUUGCACCGUCUUCUCACUUUCUUGCAGGCUUUCAAAGGCUUUCACCCGCUUUAGAGAUAUUCAGAGAUGGAGGUAUAGAAGCCUAACACUCGCCGUGAUAAAACAUCAGCAGGCCUCGCAUCGAUGCAGCUACGUUGUAUUAUAAGCUUUGUGGGUGUUUUUCAUGAUACAAGAACAACACACAACCUGAGGCUUUUUUUUCAAUGGUCCACUAGACACAACUGCCUCCUCGCCAUGUUCCUGCCACUUUUUUUCUACACAGGAGUGAUGGUCCUACUGAUAAGUGGACAUCCAGGUAUAAAUCUGGUGUCCAUCGCCGCACCAUUGAUGCUGUUUGGUGUGUUUAACACUGCCUGUACCAGAAGCCCCUGUCUGUACGAAUACCUGAGGUCUGUUUACAAUAUGAGGUCUCUGAAUCAGUUUGGCUGCUGCACACUGAAACCAAAUACAUUCCCAAUGAGAUCUACUGGAAGAGUGAGUAAUGUCAUUCGAUCUACCCAUGUUCAUUCUCGAUGUAAUGUUUUAGAAUGAUACAUUCACACUUGUAAAAGGAGAAAAAAGAAAAAAAAAACAACAAAAAAGAAUACACAAAAACCUAUAUAUGUACAGUGCAGGCUAUGAUGUAAAUGGCACAAUGCUGAAAAAGAACGAACUUUUUGAGAGAAAACUAUAAAUAUUGUAUCAUAUUUUAUUUUAUCGGCAUGCUUUGUUGUGUUUUUUUGUAAAUACGGAAUUUUAAAAAAAUGUUACUACUAAUAAUCAAAAAAUAAAUAACAAUAAUAUAGAAUGGCUUCCAGCUAUGCCCUUCGUCACAUUUGUUACCUUUUGGAUUUUUUGAGACACUUUUCACUUUGUUGACGGAAAUUGAACGAUAUAUAGAUAUUAUAUAAUACAAAAAGAUAUAUACAUGUAUACAUAUGUGUCUAUAUGUAUAUACAUAAAACAGAUGAACACUGUUUGUCACAUUUGAUUUAUGUGCAACACGUUCAGUGGAUGUCUAAACCUUUCCAGCACCCUUCUGUGUUUGGGGGAUAGCUCAUGUUGGAUUUUACUGGAGCUGCUUGCCAUGGAUUGUAGCCUGAUUAUGACAAAAGGAUCAUGUUACCAGCACAUUUCUCACCUACUGUCAAAACCUCACCGCCACUGAAUAUACAGGACACAGCCUCUCACACACACUCACAUGCACAGGUACACACAAAUGUUUAAAAACACUAUUCUCUGACUGCCUCAUUCCCCCUCAGAGUGUUCGUUCCCCACGUCCUUUUCUUCUUCUUACACACACACACACCCACACACACAUCAGUGCCAUUACUACUUCACAUUCGUCUGAUCAUGUCCGGCUUCUCAUCCUAUUAUUUCUUU